Messenger RNA from Oncorhynchus tshawytscha (Chinook salmon), 3174 nucleotides. RefSeq names its product cytosolic phospholipase A2 epsilon-like. The transcript is spliced from 20 exons. The record is from RefSeq and is a predicted model, not a curated record. Gene Ontology annotation, cellular component: cytosol. Gene Ontology annotation, molecular function: calcium-dependent phospholipid binding; calcium ion binding. Gene Ontology annotation, biological process: glycerophospholipid catabolic process. NCBI's taxonomy places the organism in Eukaryota, Metazoa, Chordata, Actinopteri, Salmoniformes, Salmonidae.
AUAUAGUAUGUGUUUGUAUUUCUGUAACCAUGUAUGUUUUUGCCUCCCCUAUUAGAGAGACGUUAUGACCUACCAGAGCCUGACAGUUACCGUACUCCGAGCAAUAAACAACUGCUCUCAUGAUUAUUGGUCUGAGUCCGACUGUUAUGUUACUGUAGGUCUCCCCACAGCGUCUGCCAGGACCCUCUGUACUAAAACUGUGCCCAACAGCAAGACCCCAGAGUGGAAUGAGAGUUUCCAAUUCAGGGUCCACAGUCACGUCAAGAAUAUCGUGGAGUUGAAGGUGUACGAUGAGGACAGUUUAAUUGGCAAUGACGAUGACCUGUGCUCCGCCGUAGUGUUUGACAUCAAUAACCUCAGCCCUGGGAAGAAGGAGACCAAGACCUUCAUCUGUGAACCGACCAAAGAUGAAUUGUGGGUUGAGUUUGAGUUGCUGGAGAGUAAAGAGCCUGCUGGCGAGUAUCUCUCUAAUGGUGUACUCGUGGCCUCCCCAUUCUCUACUGUGGAUGUGAAUGUAGAAAAGCUGAUGACCACUGCCAUGGAGCAGAAUGUGGUCCUGAAAAUGAGUGGGGCCUUUCCAGAAGAGCAUAAGAUUCUUGCUCCUCAAAAAACAUCCAACCUGACCAAAACUCUGCGCUACUACAUCAACAGAGACCUGGAGACAGAGCUUUGCGUGAGGGAUAAAUUGGGUGAGGUAGAAGAUCCAAAUGUCACUGGCUUAUCUACUGUUCCACUCCUGCAACUUCCAGCCAGUAAUGAUUUCAAAAUAUCUUUACCUGUGGGAGAGGACAUGGUGGAUCUACAUUUGAGAACAGAGGAUUGGUGGGCUUUGUUUUUUGGACGCUUCAAUUUUUCCCUGACGUUCCGACCUGGGUCGAAGAACGGCAAAGCGGACGCCUUGUCCCGGAUGUUCUCCAAGACGGAUGAGAGUGGGGCCAAGACUGAGACGAUUCUUCCCCAGAACCUUGUCGUGGGAGCCGUUACAUGGAGGAUUGAGGAGGAUGUGAUGGCGGCCCUUCGGACGCAGCCCGGCCCCGGUAACGGUCCACCCGGUCGGUUGUUCGUGCCUGACCCAGACAUUGAAUUUGAGGUGCGUCUUGAUUUUGACAUCCCUCCGGAGGAAAAAUAAUUCCUGAAUAAGAGAAAGGUGCUAGUGGGUCAGGCCUUACAAAAGGAGUUGGGCCUCACCUCUCCCCCUGACCCUAAAAAGUUGCCUGUUGUAGCUGUGGUUGGCUCAGGGGGAGGGACCAGAGCAAUGACCGGCCUGUAUGGCAGUCUGAAGGGGCUGCAGAGACUGGGCCUACUGGACUCUGUGAGCUACAUCACUGGUGUGUCAGGCUCCACAUGGGCCUUAGCCACCCUGUAUCAGGAAGCAGAUUGGUCACAGCGUGAUAUGGAUGAGUCCAUCUCGGCUAUGGAGGAGGAAAUCACCAAGAGUAUCCUCAGUGCCUUCACCACUGAGAAGCUGCUGUACUACAAACACCAGAUGGCAGAGAAAGAGAAGGAGGGACAUAUGGUGUCACUCAUAGACAUGUGGGGUCUGGUCAUUGAGCACUGCCUUUAUGGGAAGAAGAAAACCAGUACCCUGUCUGACCAGCAGAAGGCAGUAUCAGAGGGCAAGAACCCUUUACCCAUCUGUACUGCUGUCAACCUGAAGGACGGAGGGAAAGGCAUCACAACAGAGUUUGAGUGGUGUGAGUUCACACCAUAUGAGGUGGGCUUCCCAAAGUAUGGGGCCUAUGUCCAUGCGGAGGACUUUGGGAGUGAAUUCUACCUUGGUCACCUGGUCAAGAAACAUCCAGAGAUAUGUAUCGCCUCUCUGCUUGGUCUUUGGAGCAGUGUCUUCUCUCUUAACCUGACCCAGCUUUGGGACAUUGCAACUGGAGGUCAGGCAUGCUGGAGCACAUGGCUGGGGGAAGAAAUCAACAAAAUAGAAUGUGACAAUGAACCAACCACCCUGGACACCUACCUCUUCAAGCCUAUCACUAACACUGCCUCAGCGCUGACCAGCUUCUUUACCACCCGGCCAGUCAUCACUCAGAUCUACAACUUCAUGCGUGGGUUCUUCCUGCACCGGAACUACAAUGACAACAGCAACUUUACAUCCUGGAAAGAUAUGCAUCCAGAUGCCUUCCCCAACAGACUGACUCCAGCUGACCCAACACUCUACCUGGCGGACUCUGGGUUCUCCAUCAACACAGGCUGUCCCCCUGUCUUGAGACCAGAGAGGGGUGUUGAUAUCAUCAUGUCCCUCAACUAUUCGUGGUGUGAGGACCAAUUCAAAGUCCUAAAGAGGACUGAGGUUUACUGCAAAGACCACAGCAUCCCCUUCCCCCGCAUUGACUUCAGCAGCCUGGAGGGACAGCCCCUGAAAGAGCUCUACGUCUUUGAGGAUGAGGAAAACCCCAAGGCUCCCAUAGUCCUUCACUUCCCUUUAGUCAACAUCUCAUUCAAAGAGUUCAAGGCCCCUGGUGUGGCACGUAAGAGUGAGGAGGAGAGGAAGGCAGGGGAUGUUGACAUUAGCUCAAUCAGCUCCCCCUACCUCACUAAACAUCUCACCUACACAGCAAAGGACUUCCGAGCACUGACAGACCUUACCUCAUACAACAUCCAGAACAACAAGGAGCAGAUCCUCCAGGCUCUCGGGAAGGUCCUCGAAAGGAAGGUGCCUGUGGAAGAAUAAGACCACCAUGAGCAGCACUCAUAUCAUUGAUAGGGGCCCCUCCAUGGAGGAAGAGAGAGAACAACAUGCAUACAGAGCAGAUUCAGAGGAGCAACUCGAACCACAAUUUCUUGGUGGUGCGUCCUAAGCCGGGUUUCUAAAGGUUUAAAGGGGAGAAUGCAUUUUGUUGUAACUUUGAGUUCUUGUUUCCGAGCUCGUGGGUUGUUUUUCUAGACUGUCUUUUUUUACAUUCUGCCUUUAUGAACCUUACUGUAUGUUUCAUAUUAUGAAUUGUAUCUUGUUGAGUUCAUUUUAGCACAGAACUCCUGUGUGUUUAUACACACAUAGUAUUUUCUAUCUUGGAGGUUAUUCUGGAGACACAUGUAACCACGUUAAAUCGUAUUUCUUGAUAGUAAUUUACUCUGCUUUAUUAUGUACCAUGUCUUCAAUGUAUACUGUUGUUGUUUGAAAGUUAAUUAAUGCAUGACUAAUAAAUCUAUUAGUUGAUUUGA